Messenger RNA from Neoarthrinium moseri, 285 nucleotides. RefSeq lists its product as uncharacterized. Gene Ontology annotation, molecular function: structural constituent of ribosome; RNA binding. The transcript has 4 exons. Gene Ontology annotation, cellular component: ribosome; cytosolic large ribosomal subunit. Bases 1 to 285 code for a protein of 94 amino acids. The record is from RefSeq and is a predicted model, not a curated record. NCBI's taxonomy places the organism in Eukaryota, Fungi, Ascomycota, Sordariomycetes, Amphisphaeriales, Apiosporaceae. Gene Ontology annotation, biological process: translation.
AUGACCAAGGGAACUUCCAGCUUCGGCAAGCGCCACAACAAGACGCACACCCUGUGCCGACGAUGUGGCCGCCGCUCUCUUCACAUCCAGAAGCACACCUGCGCUUCUUGCGGAUACCCCGCUGCUAAGACCCGAAAGUACAACUGGGGCGAGAAGGCCAAGCGCAGAAAGACCGUCGGUACUGGCCGCAUGCGAUACCUCAAGGACGUCUCCCGCCGCUUCAAGAACGGAUUCCAGACUGGUGUGCCCAAGGACUCGCGAGGCCCUGGCUCGCUGAAGGCAUAA